AAAAAAUUGCGACAUGGGUUGCUCCGUAUCUGAAUAUUGUUUCAAUAAACCGAACGUCAAAUUUAAACUUUUUUUGCAUGUUUUGUUCUCUAGACGUUGCUGUUCCAGCAAAUAAAAAAUCAACCGAUUCGAAUUGCGUAGCCGGGAAAUAAGGGUUCACAUUUUUCCAAAGACUAGACCCAGUCGAAUCGAAUCGAAUAUGAACCGCGAUUCGACACCACCUUAUACAGUAUAAAAGUUUUAGAGCACAGCUGCGAAUAGAAACAAAAAUCAAAAAUCUGUUAAGGUUCUGAUUGAUGGCAAUGCAUUAAAAAGUGAAAAAGUUACAUCAAUUCUCAGUUAAGUCUGAUAAAUAAAUCAUAUGGUGCCUACUGUAUAAACAAGAUGUCGAGCAACUAAUAUCAACUAAUAAAAGUUUCUAUGACCAACAAAAUUUGAUGCAUAUCUGGUGUAGUUCCACCACUUUUGAUAUGAAAGUGAUCAGUUUGUGGUUCUAAACGAUGUUUAUGCAUAAAUUUUUCACCGUUCUCUUCACCAUUGUCAUUUAUUCAUUCGUCCACUGUUAUUGUUACAACUGCAAGUUAAAAAAAAUUGUUUGUUUUGGUGAUUCCAUAACGGACACAGGUAAUACUUUUAAUAAAAUAACCAAUCGUACAUAUCCGCCAUCGCCACCGUAUUUUAAUGGCACUUAUUCGAACGGGAAAAAUUGGAUUGCACAAUUAAUUUCAAAAAUCAAUUCAGAACGAUAUCGAAAACAACAGAGAGUACAGUUAGAUAAUUAUGCCUAUGGCGGCGCAACAACAGAUAAUAACAUUGUACAUGGUUAUACCAAUGGUAUGCGGCUUGUUCCAAGUGUUAUAGAGCAAAUACAAAUGUACAAAAAUCAAUCAGAAACCGAUGAUUCUCAACAAGUGUUUGUUAUAUGGGCUGGUGCAAACGAUUUCUUGGAAAAUAAUUCGUUAUCCUAUCAGACAAUUGUUGCGAGUUUAAUAAAUUGUGUAAAGUUGCUCUUAUCAUACAAUGCAAAACGUAUUUUAGUGUUUAAUGAACCACCAGCUCAAUACUCUCCCCAAUUUCGAUUAACUGGUUCAGCACAACAACAAUAUAUUGCUAAUUUUGUUAAUGCAGGGAAUCAGCUACUCUCGAAUGAAAUUACAAAAUUAAAGAAUGUCAAUAAUUGUGUUGUAAUAGCAGAUGUUUAUCUAGUUACUAAUGAUAUGAUUAUGAAUCCAGCAAAAUAUGGCUUUGAAAACAACACAACAAAUUGUUUGGACCACGCUUGGGAUACUGGGAUUGCCGAAGUUUGUAUCCGCUUAGAUCUAGCUUUGGUUCAAGUAUUAAGCAUCAUUCCAGAUGUGAGCGGGCGGGAGGAUUUUUUUGUGGUAGCACGAGAGUGAGUUACGACCCAGGUCCAGGUAUUAGAUAACAAGAUCUUGGAAGAUCUCACAAGAUCAUAUACGAUCUUGGGUGAUCAUAUAAUAAGAAAUCAUAAGAUUUCAAAAGAUCUUAUCAAUUCUUAUCAAUUUUCUAUAAGAUCUUACAAGAUUUCAUAUGACAUCUUGUAGCAAGAUUCUUAUAAGAUUUUACAAGAUUUUUCUUAUCAUAGGAAUGUACAAGAUCUUGUAUGAUCUUAUAAGAUCUUACACAAAGAAGG
Didymodactylos carnosus is the source of this 1654-nucleotide messenger RNA. The record is from the annotation of a GenBank genome assembly. Lineage: Eukaryota; Metazoa; Rotifera; Eurotatoria; Philodinida; Philodinidae.